CAGAGGGGGAACAGAGGGCACAGAAAAAAAUGAAGACUGAAUGUUUUCCAGAAGCUUUUAUUCAGCGUGUUUUCUGGUUUCUGUGCGACUCAGAGUUCAUGUAAGACAGUCCAAGCUGAAGCAUUAUUCAGUCUUAACAAAUAGAAUAUUAAAAGUUCUUCUUGGUUAGAGGUGGAGCUGACUGUCCCUGUAGUCCCGAAGAUCAGGUGGACUACACAUUGUUCUUCUAAUCCUGCUUUAGUGCACUUCCUGUCUGCAGAGCUGCAGGCUGUAAUGAAGCCUGACUCCACCUCAGAGCAAAGUCCUCCUGCACAACACGAGGACAGAAGGAGAAGCAGAGCAGGUGAGGGGAGAAGAAGGAGAGGAAGAGGAGGAAGAGGAGAAGAUGGGAGCUCAGGAGGAAGAAACUGCUCCACAGACGGAAGCCAAGAAGAAGAAGCAAACGUCUAAAGAGGUGUGUUUCUCCGUCCUGCCCGACAGGUACGAGCCUCUGAUCGAGGAGGAAGAGGAGGAAACACAGCAGGAGAAGAGGAAUAGGAAGGAGGAGAACAAGAGGAGGAAGAACAAGAGAACGUGGGGAAGGCGUUACGGCUGAGCUGGCGCUGCCUGAUGCUCGGUCUGCAGAACAUGGCGGCCGUUUACUCCACGCCGUCCUCGGCUCUGUCCACCGUGGUGAGCGAGGUCCAGAGGAGCAAAGCAUGAUGGGAUAUAGAGUCCGCUGAGCAUGGACCUGUAGUACCUUCAGUGGAGAGACUUCCUAAAGUGGACCACUUUAUAGCGAAUAAACUGAGCCUAGCAUACAUUAGCAUACGUUAGCAUUCUGUGUUUUAAAUAGUAAUGUUCUCGAGGAAAACACAGUUCAUGACGUGUCACAAAUACAUUUCCAUUUCAAGUCAGUAGGAAAGAUAGUUAGCUGUUAGCUUCUGGUGGUUAGCAUGCUUGACUGAGUAACAUGGCUAACAGCUAAUGCUAGCAGAAGUUCAAUGGGAGGUGCUAUUCAGGAAUAUUACGUUUCUAUACACGCAAACAAACCGGACCGAGAGAGCGACGUGGCUCGUGUGAAACCAAAUGUUUACUUACUUUUAAUUUAGUAUGCAACGUUUAGAACCACAAACACACCUAUUAAACUCUUACAUAUGCACGAGUGUAUCUGUAUAAGUAUAUGGGAUUAUUAUGUCCAGUGCCCUGCACUUUUACUUUAUAUUGUAUGUAAUUCCUUAAAAAUUAACCUAUUUCAAGUCAGCAGGAGGGCUAGUUAGCUGUUAGCAGGUGUGGUUAGCAUGCUUGGCUAAAUAACAACAGCUGAUGCUAACAGGCGCUAUUCAGUAACUGGUAUUGAGUAAAGGUAUAUUAUAGAGGUUCUUGUAGUAAAGUUAAAUGUCUAAUAGAGACUGUUUCUCACUGAAAAUCAAUGCAUUUAAUCACUUCUAAGCAUAUGUUAAAGUUCAGUGUUAGUGUGAUUAUAUUUUCACAAUAUCUCUUAUUUCAUGUGCCGUAUUAUUUCUUCGUGAUAAACAUUGUAUGUGUAUGAUUACAUUCUGUCUAAUAAAUUAUUUUACUCCAGAAGACAGAAGCUAACUCUUCUGUUUACUGAAUUAAAUUAACUAAUGCUCAGUUUGAUUCCUGGAAACAAUGAUUCAGUGUAAAGCUAUAUCAGGAAACCACCACAGGGUGUCGCAACACCUCCACUCCUUAUAAGGAGAAGAGGGCGGGGACUGAACCUCCAGCUGAGAGUUCUGAAGUGUGUGGCUGACAGCAGCAACUGUUCUCACACACACACACACACACACACACACACACACACACACACACACACACACACACACACACACACACACACACACACACACACACACACACACACACACACACUCUUGCAAGGAAUGGCUGCAGCAUGGGUCUCUCCUGACGGCCUGCUGAGGUUGUUUCUGGAGCCCUGACCGGAGGAGAUGUCUCCGCUGCAGAUCUCCCUGUACUGGCGCCUCUCCCUCGUCUUCUUCUUCACGUCCUUCCUCUUCUUCCUCGACAUUUUCACCGCUGCCAUCGUCGCCGAGACCUGUCCCCAUGGCUACGGCACCGAGGUCAACCAAUCGGAGGCCGGCACAGAAAGCGGGAAAACAGACUCAGUGUGUGACUGGACAGACCUGCUGGCGUACGGUCAGACGCUCUUCAUGGUAGGGCUGCUGCUGGGCUCGCUGGUGGGGGGAGCGCUCUCAGACCGGUAUGGGAAGCGUCCGGUGCUGCUGGUUUGUGUGUGUUUACACGCCGCCUGCGGCCUGGUUCCGGCCGUGUUCCCCCAGCCUGUCCUCUUCCUGGCUGUGCGCUGCCUGACUGGCGUCUGCUGCUGCUGCAUCAACAGCUGCUCCUUCAGCCUGGCAGUGGAGUGGACGGCGCCCGCCGCUCGCCUCUGGCCUCCGGCCUUCCUGCCGUUCUGUUUUAGUCUGGGGACGAUGGGGGGGGCUCCUCUGGCCUGGUUGAGCCUCACCUGGAGGCAGCUUCACCUGUCGCUGUCACUGCCUCAGAUCAUCUGUCUGCCGCUCUACCUGUCGAUCCCUGAGUCUCCGCGCUGGUUGUUGUUGAAGAGGAGGAUGGACGUCCUGGAGCGUUACCGUAGCAACAGCCCUGCAGAUAAACAGUGUCUGGACCUGCUGUUGGACUCCACAUGGUCUGACCUGCAGAAAGCUAGCGAGGCAGGGGAGGAGACAAAAUCAGGAGACUGCACCCCCUGUGACAUCAUCCACCUGAGACACCGCACCGUGCUGCUGCGGCUGCUCAUCAUGAGCUCCCUGAGCGCUGCAUCAGCGCUGACCUACUACGGGAUCUGCAUGAACAUCAGCUCGUUCGGCGUCGGCGUUUACUCCGCACAGUUUUUCUCCGGCCUAUCAGAGGCCCCCUGUCUGCUCGUGCCAUUGGUCCGUCUGGGGCGGCGGCCAAUCAGCAUGCUCGCUCUGUUCCUGAGCGGAGCCUCCUGCUUCCUGUCGCUGCUGCUGUCCCGAUACAACGGUGCACCGGUGCUGGUGAUGAGUUUGGCGCUGCUCGGGAAACUCUGCAUCCUUGCAGCACUCUUCAUAUCUAUCCUGUACAGCAUUGAGCUCUUCCCCACGGUGGUCAGGCAGCGCUGUGUGUCUCUGGUGAAUCUGUGUUUCCGGCUCGGUUGCCUGGCCAACUCCCUCGUCCCUGCCCACCCAAACGGAGCGAUCUCAUUGGCUGCCAUGGUGGUGUACAGUAGCGGACCAAUCAUAGGCUGCGCUCUGUGUAUGCUGCUGCCGGAGACCAGCGGCGUCCCGCUGCCCGACACCCUAGAGGACUGUGAGCGGCAGCCCCCCCCACCCAGCAUCUCUGCCCUCUGGAGGAGACGGAAGCUGGUUUGCAGCCAAAGCAGGAAAGCAGAGAUGCCCCCUGUAGAGAAAAGAGACACAAACACUGCACUCAUAUAACACACACACACACACACACACACACACACACACACACACACACACACACACACACACACACACACACACACACACACACACACACUUUGAGUGUUGUUAAUUUGUCUUAGCUUGAAUCUUUAGUAUUUUUAACGUUUCAAUUUUGUGUUUAAGGGUUAAUUUUAAAUGUUAAGACCAAAGAUCUGAGGAUGAUCCAAGUGUAUCUUUGAUGUUUUCAAAAUAAAAUCAAAAUAACCUUCA
Molecule: messenger RNA, 3677 nt
Organism: Eleginops maclovinus (Patagonian blennie)
Lineage: Eukaryota; Metazoa; Chordata; Actinopteri; Perciformes; Eleginopidae
Exons: 11
Coding region: 1950-3437 (495 amino acids)
Biological process (GO): transmembrane transport
Molecular function (GO): transmembrane transporter activity
Source: RefSeq, a predicted model, not a curated record